AUGCAGUCCGCAAUUCUGGUUCUCGCUGCCGCCGCUGGUGUUGCCAAUGCCUGGGCUGGAAACUACUCAAUGAGCGCUGGCUCUGCCGCCGGUCCUUCCUACACAACCACCACCCUCGUGGACACCACCACCGUCUCCUGCGGUGCCACCGGUACCACCAUCACCGGGUCCUCAAAGACCUUCACUCUCACCGCUUUCGAGACCUCCACCAUCACCGACUGCGGCUGCACCAAAACCACCGUCAUCCCAGCGACGCCAUAUACCACCACCACCACCGACAUCUUCACCUCCACCACCGUUUUCUGCCCCGCCGCGACUACCGCCAUAUUCGGCAGCAAGACUUACACUGCGUCUGUGAAUGAGACCCUCACCAUCACCGAAGGCUGCCCGUGCACAGAGACCAAGAGCGUGGUCUACACUCCCGGCGUUCCAGUCACCACCACUGGUUUGACCGUCAGCACAACCCUAGUCUCCACCUCGACCGUCGUCUGCCCAAGCUCCACCACUCUGCUGGUGACCGCACCAAGCACCUACGUCAGCGUGUGCCCAAGCCCAACCACCUUCACCGCCGUCGUCAACUCCCUCAGCACAGCCACCCACAUUGCGAGCGUGUCCGGCCAGACCAUCACCGUGACCCAGUCAGCCUCGGUCGGCACCUACACUGCCACCCCCAGCCAGACGGUGACCGUGUCUGAAGGUCCCUUUUCCAGCAGCACUGUGGUGCCAUUCACCACCACCAUCACCCCCGCGCCCGCCGCAGCAGAGGCCGGGGCGACCACCACAGCGCCCGCGGCUCCCGCUGGUACUGCCGUUGGCUCCGUCGUCGCACCAAAGCCAUCCACCGCUGCGCCCUUCAAGGGUGCGGCCAACAAGCUCUCCGGUGCCGGUGCCGGUGUCGCCGGUCUCCUCGGUCUCGCUGCCUACCUCCUGUGA
Molecule: messenger RNA, 933 nt
Organism: Letharia lupina
Lineage: Eukaryota; Fungi; Ascomycota; Lecanoromycetes; Lecanorales; Parmeliaceae
Exons: 2
Coding region: 1-933 (310 amino acids)
Source: RefSeq, a predicted model, not a curated record